Messenger RNA from Alnus glutinosa, 735 nucleotides. RefSeq lists its product as uncharacterized. Lineage: Eukaryota; Viridiplantae; Streptophyta; Magnoliopsida; Fagales; Betulaceae. The transcript has 3 exons. The record is from RefSeq and is a predicted model, not a curated record. The coding region runs from base 1 to 735 and encodes 244 amino acids.
AUGGACCUGACAGGAGAUGUCUGUGGACAAAGAUGCUAUCACACAUGGACUAAUAAGCAACCUGGUUCUGAUUUUGUCUCAAAAAAGCUUGAUCGAGUUUUGGCUAAUGGUGAGUGGUUCACUUCAUUUAGUAACACUGCAAUGGAGUUCCUUGAGAGGGGAGUCUCGGAUCACUCCCCUGCCUUAGUGACUGUAGCUAAGCCCGUUAGUAACGGUCCAAAAUCAUUCAAAUUCUUCAAUUUUUGGGCUGAACAUAAGAAUUUUUUGGAGUGGAUCGAGGAAGGUUGGAGGGUUGAGGUUUUGCAAGCUAGGUCUGAUCUAGCUAAGGCUCAAUCUAAGUUUCUUGCUUCACGAGAUAAUGCAGACUGUCAGAAAAAAGAGAGGGAAUGUUUGCAUUUACUGGUUUCUCUCUCGGCUGCUGAGGAGAAUUUUCUCAAACAAAAGUCUAGGGUUAAUUGGCUCAAUCUUGGGGAUGGUAAUAAUGCCUUCUUCCAUAAAUCUGUUAAGAUUAGGAACUCCUAUAAUCUUAUCAAGAUGUUAAAGGAUGAUAAUGGCAAUAGCAUUCUGGAUAUGCAGGAGAUUAAAGAGCUGGCUAUUACCUUUUAUAAGAACCUGUUGGGGUGUUCUUCUCGUGAGUUCUCUCCUAUUGAGGCUAAGGGGGUUGCCAGCCUUUUCAAGAAGAGGUUCUCUGUUGCUAGUAUAGAUCGAAUGGAAGCCCCUGUCACCAGAUCAUAA